Molecule: messenger RNA, 1386 nt
Organism: Aspergillus aculeatinus CBS 121060
Lineage: Eukaryota; Fungi; Ascomycota; Eurotiomycetes; Eurotiales; Aspergillaceae
Product: putative lipase
Exons: 1
Coding region: 1-1386 (461 amino acids)
Source: RefSeq, a predicted model, not a curated record
AUGAGACUCUGUAUUUUUUUUAGCACAGGCUUUCUAAUUGGCAUUUUUGUGGGGGUACUUAGCUCGUGCCCGACACUUUUGGCUAACUGCUCGCUCGAGUCUACUCCAGCUCCCACUUUGCUUUCAAUCUUGACAGAUGCUACCCAUGAACCCGGAGUGGAUGGCCGGGUCUCAGAUCUCGCUCGUGCCAUACAAGCAAGGCUUGCAGGAAGUAUCGCUCCUCCGAUUACUGGGGACGGCUCCCUGCCCCUGGUCUGGAAGAUAAUCGAGAAGAUCUUCGCCAGUGGUCGGCAAUUCACUCUUGUCGAUCUCGCCCUUAAGAUUAUCACUUCAGAACUUUUGUCACAGGACAUACUCAUGGGACUCAAUCAGUAUCAGACCUCUCGACUAAACUUGCUUCACAACAGAAAUCCAGUGCUAGCACAUCAACCGCUAUGUCCUAGGAAAGCUGCUCAAGAUGUGCCCUAUAGUGUCGCAGAGGAGACUCUCCGGGCCGCUAUUUACAUACAAGACGAUCUUACCAGGAGAAAAGGUGAACUCAAACCCGUUCUACUCGUUCCUGGCUCGGCCAUUCCUGCCGGAUCGAUGUUCCAGUCCAACCUCGCAAAACUACAAAAGGCCAUACCAGAAGUAAGCAUGGCCUGGGUUAAUGUCCCUUCCGCUUCUCUAGGGGACGUCCAAGUCAACUCGGAAUAUAUUGCAUACGCGAUCAAUUACAUCACCGCCCUCUCGGAAAGUAAUCUGACGGUCAUAGCAUGGUCUCAAGGAGGUCUCAAUACCCAAUGGGCAUUCAAGUAUUGGCCGUCCACGCGCGCCGUAGUCACGGAUCUGAUUGCGAUCAGUCCCGACUUUCAUGGGACUGUGGAGACAACACUUGUUUGCCCUAUCCUCUCGAACGUUGUCUGCACUCCUGCCAUUUGGCAACAAGCGUGGCAUGCAGGCUUUGUUCGAGCGCUGAGACGCGUCGGAGGCGAUUCGGCCUAUGUGCCCACGACGACUGUCUAUUCCUCAUAUGAUCAGAUUGUGCAACCGAUGGGUGGAAAACAAGCUUCUGGGAUUCUUCAAGGUUCCCCGGUAGCAGAUGUGUCCAACAACCAUUUGCAGACUAUCUGCCGGGAUCGGCCCGGCGGUGGCCUCUAUACCCAUGAAGGAGUUCUCUAUAGUUCUUUGGCAUGGGCGCUUAUCGCAGAUGCGCUUCAGCAUGAUGGCCCGGGGGAUCCAUCCCGACUCAACCUCACGAAUGUGUGCGGGCAAUGGCUCCCACCUCAGCUAGGCAUGGAGGAUGUGAAGCGCGCGGAGGGAUUGCUGCUAAUAGCUGUGGCCGAAGUUCUCAAAUACAAGCCAAAAAUAUUUCAGGAGCCUGAGGUUGCGGACUAUGCUUGGUGA